Molecule: messenger RNA, 365 nt
Organism: Phycomyces blakesleeanus NRRL 1555(-)
Lineage: Eukaryota; Fungi; Mucoromycota; Mucoromycetes; Mucorales; Phycomycetaceae
Exons: 4
Coding region: 1-312 (103 amino acids)
Source: RefSeq, a predicted model, not a curated record
AUGAAUAUUCUCAAAAAGGAUGACGGGAUGGAUGAAUGGGGGAAUGUAGAAGGAGGAUGCAAGCCACCUAAGAGUGCCAGCCAGACCAUCUCUGUUUUCCUCUUGUGCAUGCGGCGUGUCGGAUGGAUGGGUGUUGGUGUGGUGUGGAUGGGGGGUGUGGUGGGUGUGGUGGGUGUGGUGGGUGUGGUGGCUAGCCUCACACCCCAGCGUUCCCGAUCUCCUCCCCACUCCGUUCUCUUCCACGAAGUCAGGACAGGUCUACGCCCUGUGGAGGAUGGAUCCGCCUUUAUAGGUGGUGAACUAAGAUUCUGACGAUAUAUUUGAAUAUUAAUAAAAUUUUUUUUUUAAACCAUUUUUGUCUGCCC